CUUACCUCAUGAUGAAUUAGGAAAGGAAGAGAAUUUAUCUUCAGAAAUGGAGAGCAGUGCAUCCUUGAGUACUAGCGUGCAGAACGAUUCCCGCCCAGCCCUGGAGAAGUGUCCCAGUCCAGCCAAUGGAACCAGAGAAAUGGAUUCAGAUGAAGGUUCAAGCAUGGAGGACACUGAUUUCAACUGGGAUGAAUAUUUGGAAGAAACCGGUGCAAGUGCUGCUCCUCACACUUCAUUUAAACAUGUGGAAAUCAGCCUGCAGAGCAGCUUCCAACCGGGGAUGAAGUUAGAAGUGGCGAAUAAGAACAAUUCGGACACCUACUGGGUAGCCACCAUCAUCACCACCUGCGGGCAGCUUCUGCUGCUGCGUUACUGUGGUUACGGAGAUGACCGCCGGGCCGACUUCUGGUGUGAUGUCAUGACGGCCGACCUCCACCCGGUAGGGUGGUGUACGCAGAACAACAAGGUGCUCAUGCCACCAGACGCAAUUAAAGAGAAGUACAUCGAUUGGACGGAAUUUCUCAUUCGUGAUUUGACUGGUUCUCGAACAGCACCCGCCAAUUUACUGGAAGGUCCUCUGCGAGGGAAAAACCCUGUAGACCUCAUUACAGUUGAUUCCUUAAUAGAGCUUCAGGAUUCCCAGAACCCCUUUCAGUACUGGAUAGUUAGUGUGAUUGAAAAUGUUGGAGGAAGAUUACGCCUUCGCUAUGUGGGAUUGGAGGAGACUGAAUCCUAUGACCAGUGGUUGUUUUACUUGGAUUACAGACUUCGACCAGUCGGUUGGUGUCAAGAGAAUAAAUACAGAUUGGACCCACCUUCAGAAAUCUAUUCUUUGAAGAUUACAUCUGAGUGGAAAUGUGCUCUUGAAAAAUCCCUUAAUGAUGCUGCAAAGUUUCCUCUUCCAAUGGAAGUAUUCAAGGAUCAUGCAGAUUUAAGGAGCCAUUUCUUCACAGUUGGGAUGAAGCUGGAGGCUGUGGCCAUGAAUGAGCCAUUCAAUAUCUGUCCUGCAUCAGUGACUAAGGUUUUUAACCAUCAUUAUUUACAAGUGACGAUCGAUGACCUGAGAAUGGAGCCUAGUGAGAUCUCAAUGCUCUGCCAUGCUGAUUCCCUAGGGAUUUUACCUGUUCAGUGGUGCCUUAAAAAUGGAGUCAACCUCACACCUCCGAAGGGUCACUCCGGCCAAGACUUUGACUGGGCGGACUACCAGAAGCAGCAUGGGGCCGAGGCAGCACCGCAUUUCUGCUUUAGAAAUACUUCAUUCAGUCGGGGAUUCACAAAGAACAUGAAGCUGGAAGCAGUGAACCCCAGGAAUCCUGGAGAACUCUGCGUGGCCUCCAUUAUCACUGUGAAGGGAAGACUGAUGUGGCUUCACCUGGAAGGUCUGCAGGCUCCAGUUCCCGAGUAUAUUGUUGACGUCGAGUCGAUGGACAUCUUCCCAGUUGGCUGGUGCGAGGCGAACGCGUACCCCUUGACCCCACCACACAGAGCGCUUUUACAAAAGAAGAGAAAGAUUGCAGUCGUGCAACCAGAAAAACAAUUGCCGUCCACAGUGCCUGUUGAGAAAAUACCUCAUGACCUUUGUUCGCUCCCUCAGCCCGACACAACAGGUACCAUCAACGGGAAAUACUGCUGCCCCCAGCUCUACAUCAACCACAGGUGUUUCUCAGGCCCGUACCUCAAUAAGGGCAGAAUAGCAGAGCUACCUCAGUCCGUUGGGCCAGGCAAAUGUGUACUUGUUCUUAAAGAGGUUCUCAGCAUGGUGAUCAACGCCGCUUACAAGCCUGGAAGGGUGUUACGGGAGCUACAGCUCGUGGAAGACCCCCAGUGGAAUUUUCAAGAAGAAACCCUAAAAGCAAAAUACAGAGGCAAAACUUACAGGGCGACUGUCAAGAUCGUGCGCACAUCUGACCAGGUAGCAGAUUUUUGCCGGAGAGUCUGUGCCAAGCUGGAGUGCUGCCCGAACUUGUUUAGUCCGGUGCUGGUCACUGGAGUCUGUCCAGAGAACUGCUCCAUCCACACCAAAACCAAAUACACCUAUUAUUAUGGAAAGAGAAAGAAGAUCAUUAAGCCCCCAAUUGGGGAAAACAGUUUGGAAAGUGGACAUACCAAGCCAGCCAGGCGCAGAAAACGGCGUAAAUCCAUUUUUGUGCAGAAGAAAAGGCGAUCGUCUACAGUAGAUUUUACUGCAGCAUCUGCAGAGGAGAGUGAAGAAGAGGACCCAGAUGCUAUGGAAGAAGAUACGGGAAGUGAGGAGACCAGCUCAGAACUCCGGGACGAUCAGACGGACACAUCGUCUGCCGAGGUCCCCUCGGCCCGACCCCGGAGAGCGGUCACCCUGAGAAGCAGCACGGAAUCUGACCGCCCCCCGCCGGUGGAGAGAGCGAGGAGGAGUCGGCGGACUCCAGCCUUCUCCUAUGCCGAGGGAGACGCAGGCCCCCAGGCCAAGCAGGAGGGGACGGAGGAAGUUAAGCAAGAGGAAGAGGAGAAGCUAGUCCUGGAGAGUAACCCGCUCGAGUGGACAGUGAUGGAUGUGGUGAGGUUUAUUAAACUGACAGACUGCGCUCCGCUGGCCAAAAUAUUUCAAGAACAGGACAUUGACGGCCAAGCGCUGCUGCUGCUCACCCUGCCGACGGUGCAAGAGUGCAUGGAACUGAAGUUGGGACCCGCUAUCAAGCUGUGCCACCAGAUCGAGAGAGUCAAAGUGGCUUUCUAUGCACAGUACGCCAACUGACCCUUCAGGCUCCUCGGCCUGGCUGGUGAGGGGAAGGAAGAGGGAGGGCAUUCACCUGAAGGCCACAUGCUUUCCAAGCAGGCAGUUGAAAUGUGCAGCCCCAAGACACCUCUGUAAAGGAUGCGCCCCAUGCAUCCGCCCUCUCCCACCAGGCCUGCUCAACAUUUCCAUGUUUAUAAAGCACAUCCAAUUGCUGCCACAGCCGCUUCUCAAGAGCAAAACUGAGUGUUCUACACGGUGGCCCGCCACAGCCUGACAGACGCUCCGGUUUCUGCCCUGGCUACCCUCCCGUUGAGAUUCCCCAACCAGCCAGACACAUUCCCACAAGGAAAAUGUUCGGGAUCAAACUGGUUCGUCCUUCAUCACAACAGGAUAAUGGGCUCUGCUGAACACAGUGAUCUUCGAACACAUUCCUUACACACUUCUUUCAUAUUGAAAUGUGUGUCUGGGGUGGUGUAGAGUGACCUUUGGCUCCCUCGCCCUUUACCCUUCUUGGUGGUCAAUCUCUUUCUGCCUUGUACCAAUGAGAGCCUUGCGGGCCCUAGUAACACGACGUGAUCGAAAGCGAAGCUGAAACGUAACUAAAGCUCCGUUCUGGGCCGGAAUCUGUCGCUCAGGAGAAACAUUUGAGAAGAAAAGAGACAUACAUGAAGCAGCGGCGGCGGAGCCAAAUGUGGUGUUAGACUCUCCCUUCGCCCCCCCAGCCCCGCAAUUUCCCCAGAACCAGGUCAGCUCAGGGGCAGGUUCAUUCACAGUCUGACUGCAAGGAGCCCAGGAGGUGAAGGCACACGACUAGAUGUGUAGGCUUCUCAAAAUCCACAUCCACUGGGGCAGAAGCAGGAGUCAAGGCUCAGGAGUCAAGGAGCAGGAGUCAAGCUCAGUUGGGCUGGGGCGGGGGGGUCCCAGAUGACUCACACACCUGGAGGCCUGUGGCCUGGUUAGCCAGGGCUCAUUAAAUGUCUGUGGUCACCCUCCUGGCUCGACCCCCACUCUCUCGGAAGCUGCUCGGGUCAGGAGACUGGGGAUGGGGCCGAGGCAGGAGGGCCCAUAGAAUCAGGCACAUCAAAGCAGUCCCCGCUCCACCCUCCAUCUUGCUAUGAAAAGGGUAGCUUCCCCAGCUUGAGCCUCCCUGCAAUUCUUCUCGAUACAGGAUUUAAGCAAGUCCUUUUUCACAUUCACUGUCAUCUCUACCUACUCUGCCUUGAUAUCCAGUGAAGACAGAUUUUUUUCCUUGGCACCACUAAAAGUCUCACUUCCUUUUUUGGACCUUUGACUGCCUAUUAUCAUAAAAAAAAAAUAUCUCCUCUCCCUGGCUUGGGGCCCCAGCUUUCCUUGACUGCUUAAACUUUGGUGAGUCUCUUUACCCUUUGCCCAAGUUUGGAAGCGGCUCGGGGAUGUUUCCUCUGCAUCAGUAGUUGUUUUGGACCUUCAUGGUGCUUUCCAAGGAAUCGUUUUAGUCCUUUGCGGAUCUGAAGAGCACCCCAAGUUCCCCAAGGAUUCGAGUCAUUCAGAGGUUAGGCUCAAAAGCCAUUGUUUCGCCCCCUCAAACUGGUGCUUUUUGAAAGGAUCUACCUUGAUCACUAGGUAUCUUUCCCCAGAAAAAAAAAAAAAAAACUGCUGUAAUUCUCUUGAAGCCAUCAUUUUGGCUCAGUUCCUUUAGGGACAAUGUGAAAGCUUUUUUACCUGUUUAAAAGAGAGACCAGAGAUAAAAUAAUAAAGCAUUUGAAGCUAAAAUGAGAAAAGAGAGAUCACCAUUUCUCGUGGAGUUGAGUCCUUUUGCUUUGGACAGAAAACAAAAAGUAAAGUUCUAACCUCCAGUGCAUGGAUUUUAUAAUGGGGUCCCUGAUGGGUCAUUAACUGGAACACUGCCAGAGGGGCCUAUUGUACUGUGAGAAUCGUAGGCCAUGACUUAUGGUUAAGUUGCAGCAGCAUUUCCCCUUCUGCAAACUAGAGUUUUGUGGCCAUCUGAUUUUCUCUCGCCUUUUAGCCUUAAACACUCAGUCCAGGACACAACUGAGCCAUGACCAUCCCAAUCCAGGACGCAACUGAGCCACGAUCGUCCCCGUUUCAAGAAAACCGGGACCUUCCCUGUGCUGAGUCCUGACUGGGCCUGCAGAGGGGUCUCUGUGAACCAAGCGGGUCUUGAGUCUUCAGGAUCUGGAGGGAGGAGGGGCUACCAGCGGCCCAGCAGCACAUUCUGCCAAUGUCCUGCUCUUCAGUCCAACCCAUUCACCCUUCUUCGCUCAUCAGGAACUGCAUACUGGUGUCCAGAGAGGAAUUACGAAGCGGAGAGGGCAUGUGGAUUGAAGGCAGUGGGAGGUGAAUCCUACCCAGCAACUUGGGAUAAGCAAGCUUUCUGACUUGGUCUCACUUCCCAGUCUCCGUCCACCAACCCAGUCUGGAAACCAUUCCUGUCUCCAGGACCUCCAACGAGGGACUGGUGGGCAGACGCUGUCCAUGAUGCCGACACCUCUGCUUGGGAGGUGUCAAAAGACAGACACCUCCAUUUCCCUGACCUGCCCUAUUCUCCCUUGGCCAUCGGCUGCAGUGGGGGACAUUUUGGUCAGGAGUAGUUUUGCACCCUCCGGUCUUGCCGGCAAACCUAUCUCCUGUCGGCUGGACAUUUUGUUUCUGGCCUGUGGAGCAACGAGAUUAUUGACUGUCCUGUUCCUGGAACCGUCUCUGCAUCAUGUUGCCAGAGAAAACCCGAGAUGUUGCCAGGUACCAUUGGGCCUUGGGCGAGGCCUUUGGUUUGCUUCGCCGUCACGGCUCGUGUCUUCCCUCCGCUCCCCUACCCUGGAGAGCCUGGCAGUGUACGAGGUUGCCAGGGAUGCCGAUGUGGGUGGGCUGUGCAGGGAAUUGGGGUGGGGGGACUGGCGGGGUCCAUUGUCAAGAUUUUGCCAGUUCCCCGCCUGGAGCCGCAGCUGACCAGUUCUGCACUCAGCCCAGCGUGGAAUUCAUCCCCAUUUGGAGCCACUGCUAGGGCCAGAAUCCCACCUUCUAGAAUGUGUGGGUCAGCCCCAAGACUGUAGCUCAGUGGGAAGCUGCUGCUGGCCUGAGGCAUCCUUGGCAUUCUCACCUUCAAAUUCCCAACACCUCCUGGGGCCCUGUGGGCCCUGGGCCACAAGCUCGUGGAGUUGCUCCAAAUUCCUCCCAGUUCCCUCCUCCUCUUCUGCCCAUCUCUGGACUCAGGACUCCCCAUCCCCUUCCCAUGUGGCCCCCCCCUACCCUGGACUGCCCCACUCUUCUCCCUGUCCCCCACUUUGCUGGCCCACAUGGAGUGUGAGCAAUGGAACAAAAAACAAGAAAUGUCUGGGAUCAUGGGCUGAGAUAGUCAUUUACGUGUAUUCUCAACCCAAACCAGAAUCAGGGGUGAGGGGUAGUUUUAGCCUUGGUGCAGUCAAAGCUUUGUCAUCUCGCCUGACUGGUGAGUGGGAGGUGUCGGAUAGACGGGGCAGGGAGAGGGCUGCCCAGCAAGGGGCAUGGGAGAACCACACAGAGGCUUUUGGACUGGUCCCCCAGUGGCCCUUGAGGGUGGGAGAAGACAUUUGACUUAUCAGGUUAGGAAAUAACCUGUAUGAGUUAGAGCGCUUGCUCAUUAUCUUAGCAGAGCCGGAGAGGAGGGUCUAGAGUGGGGAAGGGGAGCAAUCCAUAGUUUGGGGUGGAGGAGGGGCUUCAGACUUUCCCAUUUCUGGAGGCUUGCAGAUGAUAACGGGCCCAGAUAACAAAGCUUCUAUUAUGUAGUCUUGGUGCAGUGAAAAGUAUUCUCUCCCACUGCUUCUCCUUUCCUCUAAAGGCUUUAAUUAUGAGAUGGAACUAUGAGGCUGAGAGAGUAGAAUUAUACUUGGGCUGAGCAGAGAGAUGGGGCCAUUCUAAUGAAGGCCUAUCUGAAUCUCCCCAUCUCCUCCCAGGUCCCUGGCAGGCAAGCAGGGACCUCGGCAGGCGGGGACAGCCUCUUGCUUUUUCUUUCGCCCAACUAUUUGCGCUAAGCAAUGUUUCCCAUGAAACAGCUAUAUUUUGGAAGCACUAGGGUUUUUCAUACUUACUUUGUAACAACAGUUUCUAUUUCUUUACCAAUUGUACAUAGGCCUGAAAACAGAAACCAUGGGCUUUGGAUAAGGUUAACCCAUGAUGUGGAGAUUUGAAAUGUUCAAAUCUGCUUAUUCGUCAAGAUUGUGAGUCCAGUGUCCCCACCCUAAUCCUUUCGGCUUUAAGGGUCUGUAAUGGAACAUGCAGUGAAGUGAGUUGAAGGAAAUCGGUUACUGAAGAAGAAACCUUUGGAUGUGGGGGGAGAAGGGGAGAGAGAGAGAGAGAG
Tachyglossus aculeatus (Australian echidna) is the source of this 7046-nucleotide messenger RNA. RefSeq names its product Scm like with four mbt domains 2 (gene SFMBT2). Gene Ontology annotation, cellular component: nucleus. Gene Ontology annotation, molecular function: transcription corepressor activity; histone binding. Lineage: Eukaryota; Metazoa; Chordata; Mammalia; Monotremata; Tachyglossidae. The transcript has 20 exons. Bases 47 to 2731 code for a protein of 894 amino acids. The record is from RefSeq and is a predicted model, not a curated record. Gene Ontology annotation, biological process: regulation of DNA-templated transcription.